AUGGAAACCUCAGACAUCCAGUUGCAGCCUUUACGAGCAUCCAAGAUGAGCCGUCUGCCUGGCCCAGCAGUUCACGCAGGACUGAGCGAACUGAGCGAGUCGCAACACAAUACCCGCGUGCAGACGUCGAUUCCAGUCCCGCCAGGGUUCAAAUCCAACCUGAAGAGAGAGAUUCCCCAGCCUGCACAACAAUCGGAUGCGAAGCGCAAACCAUUGUCCGACCGAGCAGUCGAGUAUCCAGCGUCUGCUUCUGCCUCAGCUGCUGGCAAGCUUGCUCUUAAGGGACAAACUUUACCACAGCUAAAACGACCAAGUCGACAAACAACGAAUACUACCGCCUCAUCCCUAAACAGCUUUGCAAAGAGCUUUGGUCCUGGUCGCCAUCAACCCGAUCGGUCACACCAUGCGUCAUCUAGAUCCAGCCAUGCCCGUUCGAAAAGCCAAGUUGCCAGACCGCGAACUGCACACGGUCAUCGCCCAGAAGAUGAUUUCGAUGAGCCAACGUCUAGUAAUGCUUGGGAUGUCGAUGGCAGGGUGGACAGCAUGGAGUCACAGUUCAAGGAGCUCAAGAACAUGGUUAACACGACCCUGGUGGAGCGCAAAGGCCACGAGGACGCUCUUGAGAUCGCCAAGACCAGAGUCUCGGAGCUCGAAGAUUAUCGUCAGAGGCUUGAGGAGCGGAAUGACAUCUUGAAAGCUGAUUUGGAUACAGCAAAAGACGAAGUCAGACACGCACAGUAUGAGUUGGAGAAGCUUCAAUGGCAGCAGACCCGAGAUAUGGACGACAUGAACAGGCGGCAUCGCGAAACUGUUGAUGAUCUCUCAAGACAACAUCGAACAGCCAUUGAAGAUUUAAGUAAAGAGUUAGAUCAACUGAAAGACGAAGAAACAAAAGAGCACCAGGCAAGAAUCGAUGGCCUGAAUCGACACUAUCAGCAAGAGUUGGAAGAAGAACGCCAAAAGAAGGAGCGCGCGAUCCAAGAUCUGAGAUCACGGAUGGGUAACGAGCAACAAGACUUGAAUCUCGAGCUGCAGCGGAAGGAUCGGGAAAUUCGAGACGCUCGGCUAGAGUGCGACAACCUUAGGGAUGACCUCGAACGUGAACGGUCGCUCAAAGGAAGUCUUCAGACCAACAUCACAGAGCUGUCAGCAGCAAAUACGACGCUGGAAGCCAAAAUCAACUCACUUCGCUCCCAUGUGGAAUUCCUCGAAUCUGAUAGCAAAGCUCAGUCAGACUCGUUCGCCAGCAUGGAGGCGAGAUUACAGGAAGCUCUCGCCGCAGCAGAGGAAGCCCGUCAGAAACUCAUCAAGGAAGAAACCGAAAGGCGUGUGCUGUUCAACAAGUACCAAGAGCUCAAGGGCAAUAUUCGAGUCAUGUGCAGAGUCCGACCUUCAAUCACUGACGAUGGCUCUGAGGAAGCCGGUAUCUCAUUUCCCGACGAGAAGACUUCGGCAGAAAUUGUCUUGGCCGGGCCGGAGGAGAAGAGCAGCCUUGGUGUUGUAUCAAGAAAAAACUAUCCAUUCGAGUUUGAUAGAGUAUUUGCUCCUGCCGUUCAAAACGACGAAAUUUUUGGGGAAAUAUCCCAGCUUGUGCAAAGCGCUUUGGACGGGUACAACGUUUGCAUCUUCUGUUAUGGUCAGACUGGGUCCGGGAAGACGUACACUAUGUCUUCUGAGGACGGUAUGAUCCCUAGAGCGACGCAUAUGAUUUACGACACCAUGACCAAACUCAGAGAAAAGUCUUGGGAAUACACAAUGGAGGGUUCGUUUGUGGAAGUUUAUAAUGAGGAGCUCAAUGAUCUUCUCACUCCAAACGAUCGCUCCGGAGAAGGCAGGUCAAAGAGGCUAGAGAUCCGCCACGAUGAGUCCCGCAAGCAAACAACCAUUGUCAACUGCAAAACAGUUCAACUCAACUCGGCAUCCAGCGUAGAGAGAAUCCUUGAGGAAGCCCAAAAGAACCGAUCAGUUGCUGCCACGAAGGCAAACGAACGAUCAUCCCGGUCUCACAGCGUCUUUAUCCUAAAACUUGUGGGUGAGAAUAUGGCGACGGGCGAGCGCUGUGAAGGCACCUUGAAUCUCGUGGAUCUGGCUGGAUCUGAGCGACUGAAGCACUCACAGGCGGAGGGCGAUAGGAUGAGGGAGACUCAAAACAUUAACAAAAGUUUGAGUUGUCUUGGUGAUGUGAUUGAGGCCCUCGGCAGGGGAUCUGGUCACAUUCCGUACCGAAACUCCAAACUCACGCAUUUAUUGCAGUACAGUCUAGGUGGUAACAGCAAGACACUAAUGUUUGUAAUGGUAUCUCCUAUGGAGACACAUUUGAAGGAAACCCUGACAAGCUUGCGAUUUGCCACAAAGGUGCAUAAUACCCAUAUCGGCACGGCAAAAGCAACCAAGAAGAUAAGGGGAUCUGAAUAA
Molecule: messenger RNA, 2415 nt
Organism: Pochonia chlamydosporia 170
Lineage: Eukaryota; Fungi; Ascomycota; Sordariomycetes; Hypocreales; Clavicipitaceae
Product: kinesin motor domain-containing protein
Exons: 7
Coding region: 1-2415 (804 amino acids)
Biological process (GO): microtubule-based movement
Molecular function (GO): ATP binding; microtubule binding; microtubule motor activity
Source: RefSeq, a predicted model, not a curated record